Messenger RNA from Kluyveromyces marxianus DMKU3-1042, 1302 nucleotides. RefSeq names its product alpha-factor pheromone receptor STE2 (gene STE2). The transcript has a single exon. Gene Ontology annotation, molecular function: pheromone binding; mating-type factor pheromone receptor activity. Bases 1 to 1302 code for a protein of 433 amino acids. Lineage: Eukaryota; Fungi; Ascomycota; Saccharomycetes; Saccharomycetales; Saccharomycetaceae. Gene Ontology annotation, cellular component: membrane; G protein-coupled receptor homodimeric complex. The record is from RefSeq and is a predicted model, not a curated record. Gene Ontology annotation, biological process: G protein-coupled receptor signaling pathway.
AUGAGUGACGGAACGACAGCUUUAAACCCUUUAUAUUAUGACAGUUCAUACAAUCCCAUGGAGUCACUUUUGACAUAUGUCUCGAUAUAUUCCAACGAGACCACGAUCUCGUUCCAAAACCUCCAAGAUCAAGUGCGUACUACUAUGAACCAAGCCAUUGUGUUUGGCACAAGAAUAGGUGCCGCCGGGCUGGCUUGUAUUGUGCUCUGGAUGGUAUCGAAAAACAAAAAGACGCCAAUUUUCAUAAUCAAUCAAACUACUUUGGUUUUGACAAUCAUUCAAUCUUCUGUUUAUUUAGGGUACCUGUUACACAAUUUUGCUGGAGUUCCAUUCCUUUUAACUCUUUUCCCUCAACUCAUUCAUAAAUCUGAUAUUCAUUUGGUUGGAGCUGCAAACAUACUUCAAUGUCUGUUAGUAACAAGUAUAGAGACAUCGUUGGUUUUCCAGGUGAGGGUUAUUUUCAAAUCUGACAAUGAAAAGAGAAUUGGUAAUAUUUUAUCAGGGAUUUCAGCUGCACUGGGCUUCACAACUGUUGUCAUGUGGUUCGUUACAGCAAUAAAAUAUUUGGUAGAAUUUUAUGUCGAUCCAAUGAAGCGUAUUGAUAAGCUGUACUUUAAUGUUUCUACCAUAUUGCUAGCCUCUUCUAUUAAUUUCAUGACUAUCCUCCUUUCCGUAAAGUUAAUUAUGGCUAUUCGUGCAAGGAGGUUUUUAGGAUUGAAACAGUUUGAUUCCUUCCAUAUUUUGUUUAUUAUGUCAACGCAAACUCUAAUUGGUCCAUCGAUAAUGUAUAUUUUGUCAUACGCCUUAAAGACUGAAUCAACAGAUAUAUUAGCUUCCAUUGCCACUUUAUUGACUGUUCUCUCAAUGCCAUUGACGUCGAUGUGGGCAGCUGCUGCAAAUGACGCUCCCGCUCCUAGUUUCAAUCCUCAAUUUAGUCCUCACAGUAGAUACAGUGAUGGUUCAUCCUACCUAUCUUAUGGAAGGACCACCCUACAGGAUAAGUAUUCAUUCACUAAAUCACCUCAAAAAUCAGAGGGAUACAGCUCCAAAGAUUCAGAUUUGUCUACAGAUUUGGACGUUGAUUUAGAAUCAGGCAGAUCAAUUGAUAAAUAUCAUGGUACCGUAACAUUUUUGAAAGAAAAAGGUAGUAACGGAAUGGAUAACAAUAUAAGGCAUUCUGAAAUAUACACGCCUGAAACUGCCAUAGAUGAAGAGACCAGAAAUUUUUGGGCAAAUGCAAGGUUUGUUCAGAAAGAUGAUAAUUUAAUGGAAUCUAAAACGGUCUUCAAAGAAUCACGCUAA